AUGCCGAUCGAUUGUGUGGAUCUCGGAACUAAACCAUCGAUAGAGAAGUUCAACAACAACACAAUUAUAGGGUUAGCCGAACAUAUGACUUUUACCAAGCUGGUCAUUGGAUACGCCAACGCUUCGUUCAUGAAGAAGAUACCAGUCGACUGA
Molecule: messenger RNA, 153 nt
Organism: Perkinsus marinus ATCC 50983
Lineage: Eukaryota; Perkinsozoa; Perkinsida; Perkinsidae
Exons: 1
Coding region: 1-153 (50 amino acids)
Source: RefSeq, a predicted model, not a curated record